AUGAAGGGCUUUGUUGGCGGCAUUCCUAUUGCCCUGUUGGCCGCGGCCGCCCAGGCCAUGGAGCACAGCACGCAAAACGACCAGGGUAUGCAGACCCGCGGUCAGUACUCUCACCCCCACGUCGGUGGCACAGCCAUUGGCGGGCCGUCUGGCAAUGAUGAGGACGGUGGCUUCACAGUCCCCUAUGGGGCCAACGUGCACGCGCAUACCAAUGUCGAUGAGUUCAGCAAGGACGACCACUCUGUCAAGGUCAAGGACACCAACGUCUACCCGCCCGCUCCUGUCCCGGGCCCCUAUGGCCCUAUUUUCGGACCGGGUGAGGGCCCUUUCCCCAAGCGCAGCCGAUACCCGCACUACGGAGGCACGGUGAUCGGUGGUCCUUCUGGAAAUGACGAGGGCCAGACCUUCGAUAUGCCCAUGACCGCCGAUAUCCACACCAAUGUGGACGAGUACGCAAAGGAUGACCACUCCAUCAAGGUCAAGAACAAGGACAUUCACCCUCCUCCCGUCUUUGCUCCCAUUGGUGCGCCAGUUCACCCUCCGGUGGGCUUUCCUGGGCCUCCGGCCGGCUUUGAAGGCCCCCCUGCUGGGUUCCGUGAGGGGGCCAAUGCGGACGGAGACUACUACGAUCUUCCGGCCAGCACAUUUGAGAAGCGCUGGGACCCUGAGGUUGGUGGGACUGCCAUGGGCGGCCCCAGUGGCGGCAGCUCUCCCUCUGGAUUCAACAGUCCCUUUGUUUCUGGUGGCACCGCUGAGGGUGGUCCUUCCGGUGACGAUGAAGGCGAGGACUCCGGCGACCCUCCCUCUGGAUUCAAAGGUCCCUUUGGAUCUGGUGGCACCGCUGAGGGUGGUCCUUCCGGUGACGAUGAAGGCGAGGACUUCGGCGGCCCUCCCUCUGGAUUCAAAGGUCCCUUUGGACAUGGUGCCACCGUUAUAGGUGGUCCUUCCGGUGACGAUGGAGGUCAGAGCUUCAGCAAUCCGAUAACCGCAUCGGUCCAUACCAACGUGAACGAGUACAGCAAGGAUGACCACUCAAUCAACGUGAAGCACAAGGAUGUCUAUCCUAGUCCUGGACCCUUCGGCGCUCCAUUCAAGCGUGGCUGGGAGCCCGAGAUGGGUGGCACCGCGAUGGGUGGCCCCUCCGGCGACGAUGGUGGCCAGUCCUUCUCUGCCCCAAUCACUGUGGACGUGAGCACUGAUGUUCACGAGCACUACGAGGAUGACCAUUCCAUUGAUCUCCAGAACACGGAUGUCUAUCCCCCUCCGCGUUUCCCUCCUUUUGACGUUGGUGGCGGCCCUGGUCCUUACAUUCCCGAGGGUGGUGCUCCUUUCCGCCGCGCCUAUUCCCCGUCCCGCAUGGCUGACGGUGGCACCGCGAUGGGUGGUCCUUCCGGCGAUGAUGGAGGCACCAGCUUCGGUAACCCGGACUUUGUCGGCGUUGACAGCAAUGUCAACGAGCACAAUGAGGACAACCACGCCAUCAAACUUGAUACCACCACUGUGCACCAUCCUCACCACGCGGUGCCUCACAUGCCGUGGAUGCCCUACCCCGAGGAGGCCCCCGUUGCGCCCUCCAAGCCCGUCAUGGUCCCCGAGGAGCACCCUGCUCCUCCUGCGUACGCAACCCCUGAGGAGCCUCCAGCUUCUCCCAACACCCCUAGUCAAGACCAUCAGGAGGUUCCCCAGUGCGAUGCCUCGGUCCAUGAGGUUGUCCGCACUGUGACUAAGACUAAAUACAAGGAGGUCCGCUCCACGGAGACUGUCUAUGCCACCCCGGUGGUGUCCCAGGCUGUCCAGACCACUGCCGCCGUGCCUAUGUCUGCUGUUCCUGAACAGUCCUCCUAUGUCGACCCCAAGGUGGCCUACUCUGCGUCCGUCACGCACCCUUCGGAGUUUGCCUCGAUCCCCGCUGCCCCCUCCUCGUCCUCCGCUCCUUCCAACAGCUACAACUAUAUGUCUCAGGCCCCCAUGAGCUCCAGCGCUGCCUAUUCCUCGAUUCCUGUGCACAUCCCCAUGACCACUCCCUCGUCUAGCGCGAUGAUGUCCGUGGCUACCCCGUCCAGCAGCCAGAGCCUGCCCAGCGGUGCCGAUCCCCUGCACAGCGCUUCUGCCUCGCCUUCGCCCCAUGACAUGAUGUUCACUGGCAGCGCUGCGCGUGUCUCCGGCGGCAUUGCCUCCGCUGUUGCUGCUGUGAUGGGUGUCCUUGCCUUGGUCCUGUAA
Messenger RNA from Penicillium canariense, 2220 nucleotides. RefSeq lists its product as uncharacterized. The transcript has 2 exons. The record is from RefSeq and is a predicted model, not a curated record. NCBI's taxonomy places the organism in Eukaryota, Fungi, Ascomycota, Eurotiomycetes, Eurotiales, Aspergillaceae. The coding region runs from base 1 to 2220 and encodes 739 amino acids.